AGUAUUCUCGUCACCACAGCAACAGCAAGACGGUUUGGGCUGCAACUGGCUUUUGAAGGUUUUAGGAGGCUUUAGGACUUACGAGUGAAGUUAUGACGGCUCAGAGAACAUCAUGGGCGCACUGGCUGACACUGUUCCUGCUGACGGCGACCAGCGUAGAGCUACUGUCAGCCCAGGAGGAGGAGGAACAAGAAAAUUACGUUUCCGAUAUCUUGUCCAAAAUCUACAAUAUUCUGAUUAGAAAUGGCGAGAUCGAGCUUUUGGGUCACUACUGCUCCUAUUCCACGCGCCCAUACUUUCUUCGAUGGCAGCUGAAGUUCAAGACUAAAGUCUGGUGCCCGGGCUGGACGCUUGUCUACGGCACCGUCAGGAAUAGCGCUAGUGUGUCCAACAGCCUGCAAGACGCCAUCGUCAACUUCGUCCAGAAAGCUUACCAAGAAGGUGUCAUAAGCGAGGAGGAAGCCAAGCCAUGGCUGUAGGAAAAACAGUGACCGGUUCCAAUUACGUCCAUGCUGCAAUGACUGCAGCGUAGGAUCAUGCAUUCAGAGGGAAUUAUGUAUAAGAUUUACUCUUCGGGUCAAGAAUGAAUGUAUACACACACAUACACACACAUAUAUAGAUAGAUAGAUAGAUAGAUAGAUAUAGAUAUAGAUAUAGAUAUAGAUAGAUAGAUAGAUAU
Penaeus indicus is the source of this 679-nucleotide messenger RNA. RefSeq names its product anti-lipopolysaccharide factor-like. The record is from RefSeq and is a predicted model, not a curated record. The coding region runs from base 93 to 479 and encodes 128 amino acids. The transcript is spliced from 4 exons. Lineage: Eukaryota; Metazoa; Arthropoda; Malacostraca; Decapoda; Penaeidae.